Coffea eugenioides is the source of this 936-nucleotide messenger RNA. Its product is annotated as MADS-box transcription factor 23-like. Lineage: Eukaryota; Viridiplantae; Streptophyta; Magnoliopsida; Gentianales; Rubiaceae. The coding region runs from base 1 to 705 and encodes 234 amino acids. Gene Ontology annotation, biological process: positive regulation of transcription by RNA polymerase II. Gene Ontology annotation, molecular function: RNA polymerase II cis-regulatory region sequence-specific DNA binding; DNA-binding transcription factor activity, RNA polymerase II-specific; protein dimerization activity. The record is from RefSeq and is a predicted model, not a curated record. The transcript has 7 exons. Gene Ontology annotation, cellular component: nucleus.
AUGGGGAGAGGGAAGAUAGUGAUUAGGAGGAUCGAUAAUUCGACGAGCAGGCAAGUGACGUUUUCCAAGAGGAGGAAUGGGUUGCUGAAGAAGGCUAAGGAGUUGGCGAUCCUGUGCGACGCGGAGGUUGGAGUCGUCAUCUUCUCCAGUACUGGCAAGCUCUAUGAUUUCUCUAGCUCCAGCAUGAAGUCAGUGAUUGAACGAUAUAACAAAGUGAAAGAGGAGCAUCACCAAUUGGCCAAUCCGAGUUCUGAAGUCAAGUUUUGGCAGAGGGAAGCGGCAAUGCUCAGGCAACAACUGCAGAACUUGCAAGAGAAUCAUCGGCAAAUGAGGGGCGAAGAGCUUUCUGGUUUGAGUGUCAAAGAUCUACAGAACUUGGAGAACCAACUUGAAAUGAGCCUUCGAGGUGUCCGUAUGAGAAAGGACCAAAUGCUUAUUGACGAGAUACAAGAACUAAACCGGAAGGGUAGCCUCAUCCAUCAAGAAAAUGUUGAACUGUAUAAGAAGGUAAACCUAAUUCGUGAAGAAAAUCAAGAAUUGUACAAGAAGGUUUAUGGAACCAAGGAGGCGAAUGGAACUAACAAAACUGCACUUCUGACAAACAAUUUAAGCAUUCGAGAAGACCCUGAUGGUCCUGUACAUCUCCAGCUUAGCCAGCCACAACAAAACUAUGAGACGACAACAGGGGCAUCAAAACUGGGGUAACUGUUUAUUGGACUUAAAUUCUCUUUUAAAAUUACCAAUUAUGUUGUCAAUCCAACAUUAAACUCAAUUUUAAAAAAUAUUGCAGCAGAUUGCAACUCCAUUAGUAUGAAGAAAAUGCUGAGCUGAUUGCUUGUUGAUGAAGAUCCACCAUGCAUACAACACAAUGUUCAAUUCGUAAGGAGUGGUGCAAAAACCACAUAAUACUCAGAAAAAGUCUUCAAUUUCAUUGAA